This is a messenger RNA of Clupea harengus (Atlantic herring), 2428 nucleotides long. It is a transcript of the gene nr5a5, whose product is annotated as nuclear receptor subfamily 5, group A, member 5. Gene Ontology annotation, cellular component: RNA polymerase II transcription regulator complex. The record is from RefSeq and is a predicted model, not a curated record. Gene Ontology annotation, molecular function: nuclear receptor activity; RNA polymerase II cis-regulatory region sequence-specific DNA binding; zinc ion binding. Gene Ontology annotation, biological process: regulation of transcription by RNA polymerase II; hormone-mediated signaling pathway; tissue development. NCBI's taxonomy places the organism in Eukaryota, Metazoa, Chordata, Actinopteri, Clupeiformes, Clupeidae.
CCGGUCCCGUUCAGCUCUCUGCGGGCUCCUCUGGUAGUCAUGGACAUGUUGGGUUUGAUUGGCAGCUUGAUGGAUUGACACCCCACCUAACCCCAGCCCUGCUUAUUCACCAUGAACAUCCCAUACUACUACCAGGAGCAGGCCCAGGCUAUGGGCCUUCAUCCCAUGGAUUACACUCAGGAUCUACGCACGCUUGAGGGACCAUCAAUGUCUCAGGAGCCCAAGCCCGAGCCCGGCCUGCUGGAGGACUCUGCGGAGAGGUGCCCCGUGUGUGGGGACCGUGUGUCGGGCUAUCACUACGGCCUGCUGACCUGUGAGAGCUGCAAGGGCUUCUUCAAGCGCACGGUGCAGAACAACAAGCGCUACACAUGUGCGGAGAGACAGAGCUGCCCCAUGGACCCGGCCCAAAGGAAGAGAUGCCCAUCCUGCCGCUUCCAGAAGUGCCUGGCUGUUGGCAUGAAGAGAGAGGCUGUGCGGGCAGACCGUAUGAGAGGAGGAAGGAACAAGUUUGGCCCUUUGUACCGUCGGGACAGGCAGAUGAAGCAACGGAGAGACGUUUAUAACCAGCCCAACAGCGCGCCCUACAGGAUCAAACUGGAAACACAACCAGCUCAGCUGACGCCACUGCCCCAUGACUUCCACCUGCUGAGUCAUUCCAACCCCACACCUGCCGCUUUGCACCCGGACCCUUACCACCUUCCACAGCCACACACUCCCAGCAUGAGCCCAUCAGAGUUCCCCGUGCUGCUGGACUCCGCCAGGGACAGAGCACUGGCUCCCCCUGCCCACCCUCCAUACGCCAGCCUGUACCAUCGCCAUCCCCUGGAGAAGAGGCCCGUCUCAUUCAGCUGCAAGCCAGCAUACAUGAUGCCCCCAGCUCCACCCACACCCACACCUCUGCCCUACCUCACCUCUAUAGCAAUGCCCACGGGCACCCCAACACCAUCCUCCACUCCGAGCUCUACGCCUACACCCACGUACACUCCCACUCCGAGCACGCCCACACCAAGCCUGGCUCCUCCACUGCCCUCGGAGGACUUCCUGGUCCAGCUGCUGCGGGGCGAGGCGGAUGAGAGCCAGCUAUGCGCACACGUGCUAGCCAGCCUGCAUAGAGAGCAGGCCAGCCGCGGCAAACACGACUGCCUCAACACCUUCAGCAUCAUGUGCAAGAUUGCUGACCAGACGCUGUUCAGGCUCGUGGAGUGGGCCCGCAACAGUGCCCUGUUCAAAGAACUGAAUGUGGAGGAUCAGAUGGUACUGCUGCAGAGCUGCUGGAGUGAGCUGCUGGUGCUCGAUCACCUGUGCAGACAGGUGGCCUACGGGAAAGAUGGAGGCAUCUACCUGGUCACAGGACAGCAGAUUGAUGUCUCGACCGUGCUCUCUCAGGCUGGUGUCACUCUGAGCAGCUUGGUGUCCCGUAGUCAAGACCUCGUCUUCAAAUUAAGAUCUCUGCAGCUGGACAGACAAGACUUUGUGUGUCUGAAAUACCUGGUUCUCUUCAACCCCGACGUGAAGUCGGUGCAGGACCAUGAGCAGGUGGAGCGCACCCAGGAGCGGGUGAACCGGGCCCUGAUGGAGCACACGCUGUGGACGCACCCGGGCCAUUCGGACAAGUUCGGCCAGCUGCUCCUGCGCCUGCCCGAGGUGCGCAGCAUCAGCCUCCAGGUGGAGGAGUACCUGUACCAGCGCCACCUGCUGGGAGACCUGCCCUGCAACUCGCUGCUCACGGAGAUGCUCCACGCCAGGCACAGCUAGAACCAUCCGGGCACACUGGAGCAGGGGGGGGGAGUAGAGGACACGCCACUGAGAUGGUCGCUGCCAAGCACAGCUGGAGCCAGUUACCACCGGAAGACUGGACUGGAACAGAGAGGGGCAUAACUAGAUGUGAUCCCCCUUGGAGGAUAUCAACCGAUGCUGACUAAAUCUCAACAAUCUAUACUAUCCUGGCAUGUUUGAGGGUUCCCGUCCAGGGCUAAGCCUGCUGGAUAUUUCAGGGGUUUCCCCUCCGGCUACACCCCUCAGAGCAGACAACACACAGGUGCUCAGGUGUGAGUAAACACCUAAGCUCAUAGGUGAGAGUGCAAGGCUUUAAAUCUGGCCUUAACAGAACUAAAACUGGAACGAUAGCCAUAAAAGUCAUAGGGACAGGAGUCAUUGCAAACAAUGGAUAUGGACUGGAAUGAACUGUGUAUAUACUGAUAGCUUUUAAAAAUGGGGCCUUGAAGUGGUGCUCCGAGUCUUCAGUCUUCAGCACUUAACAGAUCCGCAUUCUGAUGGAACAAAUAGAGGAGAGAGAGAGCGCAAACACUACCAGGUUAUGAAUGUCUUCUUCACUUGCCAAAGCAUGCAUCCUUAAAAAAAAAUAUCUCUUGGAAAAAAGAAUUAUAAAUAAAGUGCUCAAAGGAACGCACUGUGACUACUAGUGCAA